GCCCCGCCGCAGCCGCCGGGCACCGGGCAGGCGGAGGCGGCGCGCAUGGAGGCGGCGGCGGCCCCGGCCCCGGGCGGCGGCCCCGGUACCCUGCUGCUCUGCCUGGCCUUCGCCUCCGGCUUGGCGUUUUUCAGUUGCGUGGGCGCCGAUGCCAAUGUCACCGCUGGCCACGACACGGAGGGGCCCUGCGGCGCGGCCGAGAGCUGCAUGGGGAACGUGACGCAGCUGAGGCGACAGGGCCACUUCUCCAGGUGCCCGGAGGAGUACAAGCACUACUGCGUCAAAGGGAGAUGCCGCUUCCUCGUGGCCGAGAAGGCGCCGGCUUGCGUGUGCGAGCGAGGCUACACGGGGGCUCGCUGCGAGAGGGUGGACAUCUUCUACCUGCGAGGUGACCGGGGCCAGAUCGUGAUCAUCUCCUUGAUCGCCGCCAUCGUCACCCUCAUCGUCCUCGUCGUCUGCGCCUGCCUCUGCAGUCACCACUGUCGGAAGCAGCGUAGGAAGAGAAAGGCAGAGGAGAUGGAGACGUUAAACAAGAAUUUGCCUUCCAAAAGCGAGGACGUGCUGGAGACGGGCAUCGCGUGAAGGAGCUCCAGGUACCUGCAGGCAGGUCCCGGACGGCGGCACCGGCUGGCUCGAUGGGCGAGGGCUAAAAUUUACAGCGGCUUGAAUAAAGGGGUGAC
This is a messenger RNA of Gymnogyps californianus (California condor), 680 nucleotides long. It is a transcript of the gene BTC, whose product is annotated as betacellulin. The record is from RefSeq and is a predicted model, not a curated record. Lineage: Eukaryota; Metazoa; Chordata; Aves; Accipitriformes; Cathartidae. Gene Ontology annotation, biological process: epidermal growth factor receptor signaling pathway; positive regulation of cell population proliferation; positive regulation of mitotic nuclear division.